Molecule: messenger RNA, 5241 nt
Organism: Erigeron canadensis
Lineage: Eukaryota; Viridiplantae; Streptophyta; Magnoliopsida; Asterales; Asteraceae
Product: TPR and ankyrin repeat-containing protein 1-like
Exons: 9
Coding region: 4-5241 (1745 amino acids)
Molecular function (GO): ATP binding
Source: RefSeq, a predicted model, not a curated record
UUCAUGUCUAGUCCACAAAGGACUAAUGUUGCCCUCACCAGAGCAAGACAUUGCCUAUGGAUAUUGGGGAACGAAAGAACCUUGACUAAUAGUGAACAUGUAUGGAAAGAUUUAGUUUGUGAUGCAAGAAAUCGCCAGUGUUUGUUUGAUGCUGAUUCCGAUGAAGGCUUGAAGAUGACAGUUUUAUAUACAAAAAAAGAGCUAGAGCAACUUGAUGAUCUAGUUAAUGAGAAUAGUAUCCUUUUUAAACAUGCAAAAUGGAAGGUCCUGUUCAGCGACGACUUCAGAAGAUCAUUUGGAAAGCUGACUACUGCUCGAUUGAAGAAGCUUGUUUUAAAUCUUUUAUUGAGACUCUCUGGUGGCUGGCGGCCCCAAAAGCUAAGUGUAGACUUGCAUUGUGUAAAAUCCUCACAUAUUCUGAAACACUUUAAGGUUGCAGGGUUAUAUGUUAUAUGCACAAUUGACAUCAUCAAGGAAUUCAAUUAUGUACAAGUUUUAAAGGUCUGGGAUAUAUUACCUUUUGAAGAGAUCCAAAAACUCACAAGACGUCUUGAGAAGAUACUUGCUGCAUACACGGAUGAUUAUAUUAGUCGUUGUACAGAAAAAUGCAUGGAGGGGAAUUUGGAAGUUCCUAAGAGUUGGAUAGCCUCCGAAGAAAUUAUACGAUUUUGUUUUGUUAGGAAUACUGAAGUGGGCUCUUGUGAAAAUGGGGCGGUGAAACAUCUGCUUUCUGAUAAAGAACAACUUGAUCUACCCAUGCAAGUCAGUGAUGAACAAAUGGAGAUUGUUCUAUUUUCCAAAAGUUCUUUCAUAAUUGGGCGUUCUGGAACUGGAAAAACCACUAUAUUGACUAUGAAGUUGUUUCAAAAGGAACAGUCUUUUUAUGUUGCUUCCGAAGGGAUUUAUGAAGGGAAGAGAAACAGUAUCAGUGAUUCAAAAGUUGAUGAUUUUAAAGACAGAAAACCAAGUGUUCUCCGCCAACUUUUUGUGACAGUCAACCCAAAUUUGUGUCAUGUUGUGAAGCAACAUGUUUCCCACCUUACAAGUAUUUCAUGUAAUGGGAAUACAUCAUUGGAGGUCAAUCUUGAUUAUCCAGACAUGAUAUCAGAGUUCAGCGAUAUUGCAGAUACAUUUAUUGACAUUCCAGUGAAAAACUACCCCCUUUUCAUAACAUUUCAUAAAUUUCUAAUGAUGUUGGAUGGCACAUUGGGGAAUUCUUUCUUUGAAAGGUUUCCAAAGGCAAGAGAAGCUUCUCAUGGUAACCAUACAACUUCAAGGUCCGUUGCAUUGCAAACUUUUUUAAGAUUAAGGGAGGUAACAUAUGACAGAUUUUGUACACUUUACUGGCCUCACUUUAACUCAAGUCUAACAAAGAAACUUGAUCCCUCCAGAGUGUUUACUGAAAUUAUAUCACACAUAAAAGGAGGCCCACAUGCAGGGGACUGCAGUGACGGAAAACUAAGUUAUCCGGGCUACUGUUUAUUAGCUGAAAGUCGUUUGUCCACUUUGACAAAAGAGAAAAGAGAAACUAUUUACUACCUCUUUCAAGCAUAUGAAAAGAUGAAAAGUGAGCGAGGGGAAUUCGAUUUGGGAGAUUUAGUGAGUGACCUCCAUGACCGACUUAAAAAUGGACAUUAUGAUGGUGACGUUAUUGAUUUUGUGUAUAUAGAUGAAGUUCAAGAUCUUAGUAUGAGGCAGAUUUCUCUUUUCAAGUAUAUAUGCCAAAAUGUCGAUGAGGGCUUUAUUUUCGCAGGCGACACUGCACAAACCAUUGCCAGAGGGAUUGAUUUUAGAUUUCAGGAUAUACGAUCUCUGUUCUAUAAAGAGUUUUUAACUAAACAAGAGAAAGGUCUUGUAUCCGAGGUUUUCCAACUAAAACAGAACUUUAGAACUCAUGCCGGUGUUCUUCAGUUGGCCCAGAGUGUCAUUGACAUUCUUUCCUGUUACUUUGUUCACUCAAUUGAUAUUUUGGAGCCGGAGACUAGUCUUAUUUCUGUUGAAGCUCCUGUUUUGCUCGAGUCUAGCAAUAAUGAAAAUGCAAUUGAAACAAUCUUUGGGGGCAGUGAAAGUGGCGGAAAAAAAGUUGGCUUUGGGGCGGAUCAAGUGAUAUUGGUGCGUGACGAUUGUGCUAAGAUUGAGGUUUUAGAAUAUGUUGGAAAGAAUGCACUUGUUCUCACCAUACUAGAGUGUAAAGGCCUUGAAUUUCAGGAUGUAUUAUUGUAUAACUUUUUUGGGACAUCCCCUUUAAAAGACCAAUGGAGAGUGAUAUAUGGCUACAUGAAGGAGUGCGAUUGGCUCGAUGAAAAUCUUCCUCAGUCUUUCCCGACCUUCAGUGAGGCAAGACAUAGUGUCUUGUGCUCUGAAUUAAAACAUUUAUAUGUGGCUAUAACUCGAACGAGGCAAAGACUAUGGGUAUAUGAGAACAAAGAGGAGCUCUCCAAGCCAAUAUUUGACUAUUGGAAAAGGAGGAGGCUUGUUCAAAUAAGAAAACUAGAUGAUUCAGUGGCACAGGCUAUGCGAGUCUCAAGCAGCCCUCAAGAGUGGCGGGAGCGUGGUAAAAAGCUCUUUUAUGAGAACAAGUUUGUGAUGGCAACCAUGUGCUUUGAAAGAGCUGGUGACACAAUGUGGGAGAAAUUGGCAAAGGCUUCUGGUCUCAGAGCAUCUGCUGAUCCAAUGAGGGGAAAGAAUCCCGAAGCUUAUUUGGACUAUCUUAGAGAAGCAGCGGAAUUGUUUGAGUCAAUUGGGAAAUUUGAUUCUGCCGCUUCAUGUUAUUGUGAUUUGGAAGAGUUUGAAAGAGCUGGGAAAACUUACUUGUAUAAGUGCCGAAAAUAUGAUACAGCAGCAGAGUGUCUCACUCUAGCAGGAUGCUAUAGCGAUGCUGCUGAAGCCUAUGCCAAAGGAGAUCAGGUCUCCAAUUGUCUGUCAGUUUGCAGAAAAGGAAAACUUUAUGAUAAGGGGUUGCAGUAUAUAGAGUACUGGAAAGAGCACUUAAAUGUUAGAACUAAGGAAAUAGAAGAAACUGAGCAAAGAUUUUUGGAGAGUUGUGCUCUUGAUUGCCAUCAACAUAAAGAUCUUACAAACAUGGUGAAAUUUGUCAGGUCUUUUUGUUCUGUGGAGUCUAUGCGUGUAUUCUUGAGGUCUUUAGGCUGCCUUGAGGACCUUUUAUUGUUAGAAGAAGAAUCUGGCCACUUUCUUGAUGCUUUGGAGCUGGCUAGGUCAUUGGGUUAUGUUCAGAAAGAGGCUGAUCUUUUGGAGAAGGCUGGACAUUAUAGGGAGGCAGCAGAUCUCUUACUUUGGUAUGUGUUUUUUAGCUCGUUAUGGGGAAAUGGAGGUAGAGGUUGGCCAUUGAAGCAGUUCAGUAAGAAGGAAGACCUUUGUGAGAAAGCAAGGUUGCUUGCAAAAAUGACCUCUGAUAAUUCCUAUGAUUUUGUUUGUAAUGAGCUUAAGGUACUCUCCGAGCAGCAGAGUAGUUUGCCCGAGCUCAAGAAAGUUUUACUCAUUUCCCAGAAAAAUAAGAGUCUAAGAGGAGAAAUCUUAUCCAUAAGGAAAAUCUUGGAUUCACAUUUGCGUAUUAAUUUUUCAAAGUACUUUUGGGAGGAUGAAUUGCCGUUUGAUAUCACUAAGCAUUGUGAAAACCAGAUCUUUCAGAACUGUGUUUCUGUUAGAACUCUUGUUUUUUAUUGGAACCAGUGGAAAGAGAAUGUCAUGAAUAUCUUUCAGAGCAUCAAAUGUCUUGAAAAUGAAGAGCUGAAUAAUAACGAGGCACUUUCUGAUUUUAGUAUAAGUUAUUUUGGAGUGAGGAAACAGUGUGUCAAUGGAAACAUAGUUUACCUGUUAGUCAACAAGGAGGGUGAUUGGAUAAGAACCGCGGGUAACAACGGUCUUCAUAGCGAAGGGAAGCUUCUAUAUAUGAAUAUGAAGCAGUUGGCGUUUGCUAUUACAUCUUAUUGGCAGUUAGAGUUGCUUUCUGUGGGUAUGAAAGUACUUUUAAAGCUAGAAGGUCUGUAUAAGUCAAAGUCAAAUGGUUCAGCAUUUCAUCAAAGCACGUCUCUCGUACACAUCUUUGAGGUUUCCAAGUUUCUUUCAGAUUGCCAUUGUCUUCACGUCACUUCUCCUGAGAAAAAGAAACUGCAAUAUUUCCUUGGAAUCUCUGUACGAUACUUUGAUCUAGUGUUUCCCUUAGACUGGCGAAGAUCAGUCUCCGAGGACAUGGUUUCCUUAAGGGAGACUGAUCUAUCACUUAACUUGCUUGAUGAGAUCAUUCUUCAAAAUGUGGGCAACAAGAGUAAAAUCUCCUAUUGGACAAUCGGGAGAGUGAUGAUGGUAUGUUUUUGUUCCAGUAAAUCUGUUACUCUUAAUGAGAUGAUUAUUAAGGGGCUUCAGUGGACUCCCAGCUGGCUGUCAUUUGCGAAAUAUUGGAAUUCUGGCAUAAUGAGAGACGUGGCGUUUUUUCCAAUGCAUAGAGCUUUGAAAGAUUCUCUUUGGUCUGACCAGAGGUGUGUUGGCCACAUAUCACCUCACAGUUUUAUGUAUCUUUUGGAUCGUCUAAUUUUAAUGGAGUCGUUUUUCAAUGAAAUUCUUUACACUACGAAGUCUUCUUUUGCUGGGUGGUUCACAAAUUUUCACUACCAUGAACCGGUGCUUGAGCAGAAUUAUUUAAGGUUUGAAGUAACCUCCUAUCUUGAACCAGUGGCCCAACAAAUUCUAUACAAUAAAGAGGAUACCGAGUCUUGGAUUCGAAGAUCAAACAUUGAGGUCUCUUAUUACUACCCACUUUUAGUGUUGAAACUGGUAAUGAUGGUUACUUUAGCUUGUCUGCAAGACUCAAGUUGUUCUAAAUUGUUAUUUAAUUUGCUGACGAACAAUGUUGCGGGUUCACUUCCAGAGAAGUUUGUACACCAUCUUUUAAGCAAAAAGAAGGGUCACAACUUGCACUUAUGUCCACAAAUGGUUGCAGAAGCGUUUAUGAGCAUAGAGGAUCCUCUCUUGAUUGUGACUUCAGGAAAACCGAAUUCAAAAAUCAAUGCACCUGGUGCUAUAUUUGUAGACCUUGAGACAUCCAAAGAUGAGAUAAGGAGUGCAUUAUUCCCUAAUUUAUGUAACAGGUUUUUGGAGGAAGGAAGCAGCAAGACAAGUGAGGUUGACGACGAGGAAAAAAGCUUUCAGAAUGAGAAAAGCAUGAAAGAAAAGGGAAAGAGCAAGAAAAAGAAGGGUAAAAAGAACAAAGGUAGGAAUAACUAA